AUGCUGUUCACUGCUGUUCUGGCCUUAGUGGUAUCUUCGUCAUUUUCCUAUGUCCUGAAAGACCGCAGCUCGGAGUUCCGGGCAAAUCCGUCGGAUUUCCGGGCAGCUCGACAUGUGGUGGAGAGGACCUGGGAUUUCUCGACAUGCGCCCCGGGCAGCAGACUGAAGCUUGGGGGAAAAGUGCUGAAUAAAAGAAAUCUUGCCUUAACAACUUUAGACGCGGUAAAACUAGCGCCGUUACUUCAUCAGGAGACGUUUGAGGACCGGAUGGACGUCUGGUGUAAACUGGCCAAGAUGGAGGUCAAAGCUGCCAGAGGCCUCGGGAAGAAUCAUGUAGAUUUUGAUGUCGAAGAACUAGAUAAGUUUCAAGGCGAUAUAGUGGUUGACAAGGAAUUCGUGGACAUACUAUUGGGUGCUUACGAUGAACAAUCUGGAGAAAAUGGCGACCGCGAAGGCAGAGCCAGACUCAAACGUGCCACGACCAUAUACGAGCAGUUUUAUUGGGACAGCGAAAUUCGAUGGCAGUUUUCGCCUGUUGGGCUCGAUUCGUCAUUGAAAAACGAUAUCCGACAAGGCUUUAACUUCAUCCAGGAUAACACGUGCGUCAGAUUUCGGGAAUUUCCGGCCAGCCCGAAUCUUAUUGGUGCGCAUGUCACGGUCAAGAACUCUACCCGAUGCGGGGCGGUCGUAGGGAAAAGGGGUGAGAGAUCACAUGAUCUGUUGAUUUCUGAGUCGUGUUCUGGGAUUGGAACAGUUCUGCACGAGAUAGGGCACGUGCUGGGGUUGUUCCACGAGCACACGCGGCCGGACAGGGACCUGUACUUGAACAUCAACACCGAAAACGUCUGGGACGGGGCAACUUACCUACAUCUGAUCAACGACUCUGGCACUUUCACUUAUAGUAAAACCCUGGGAAUACCCUACGACUAUGCGUCCGUCAUGCACUACUCCGCCUAUGCAUUUUCAAAGAAUAGUCUUCCGACUAUUAGUCCCAAAGACCCCAUUAUGGAACAAGUCCUUGGCCAGCGGGAGACCAUGUCCUUUUUCGAUGUGAAGUUUAUUAACACGAUGUACGCAUGCGCAGGUAAAUGCGGUGUAAACUCGUUGGAAUGGAACUUUUGUAAAAAUGGCGGCUACCGGGAUCCGAAUGACUGCGACCGGUGUAAAUGUCCAUCAGGGUUCGCGCCGCCAUCUUGCGCCGAGAUAUCACCAGGGAUUAAUGCAAACUGUGGUCAGAGGGAAUUGGUGGCCACUGAAGUAGAGAAGACUCUGACGUCACCAGGCUACCCCAGUGGCUAUCCCGGAAGAGCGGACUGCGCAUGGAUCAUCAGAGCGCCGCGUGAUCAGAGGCUUAGACUUCAGUUCAAAGGAGAGUUCCAUGUUGAGCCUCACUCGUUGACCUGUCGGGCUUUCGUCGAGGUUAGAUACAAAGACGUCACCCUUGCUGGAGCCAGAGAGGUGUGGCGGAUGUACGCUAGACGCAGCUCUGACUGA
Liolophura sinensis is the source of this 1494-nucleotide messenger RNA. Its product is annotated as zinc metalloproteinase nas-26-like. The transcript has 11 exons. Gene Ontology annotation, biological process: proteolysis. Lineage: Eukaryota; Metazoa; Mollusca; Polyplacophora; Chitonida; Chitonidae. The record is from RefSeq and is a predicted model, not a curated record. Gene Ontology annotation, molecular function: metalloendopeptidase activity; zinc ion binding. Bases 1 to 1494 code for a protein of 497 amino acids.